AUGUCUCGCUCUGCUGGUAUCAUCGUGGUGCUGUGGUCGCUGAUGACAUGUUCGCUUGGAUUCACAAUGGAUCGUUCAGCGGUUAUAUUGUCCACAUGGGACACGGCGCCGUCUUUAGACACCUAUCAAAGGAUACCCAUAGAUCCUACAUCGAAUGGCAAGAUACAAACAACGAAUACCGACAAGUUUCCGCAUGUGGAGGAUGCAAAGGUGCCGAUGAAAGUGAACGAUGGAAUGCAGGGGAAUCAGACACGUGAAAAGAGGUCGACGACGGAGAACAUCGGAGCCGGAAUAAAAGUUACCAGUGACGCGGUGUCAACAGUGAAAAAUGACGAUUCUUAUUCCUCCGAAGGAACCACAAGCACCGUCACUGCCCCCCGCAAUGUCGUCUUGCUCUUGAUCGACGACACCAAGGGUCACGACGAGAAAAGGAGGGAGAACACAUGGCAAGGCCGCGGGAAAACACUGCCGUUCACUAUCGAAGGAUCACUUCAGAGCUGCGGCGACAGGAUCGAGACUAUUGGUGUCUCCACGGAGAGCACGUUGGUUUCUGAAAGCAAGGAAAAAGACUGCGAUUGUGAGCGUCUGCUCUACACGAAUGUCAGAGAGUUGUUAUCCUGGGCGAAAUACACGAGACAAAUGGCAACAGUUUCUGGCGGCAACCUCUCCAAUCCAUUGCUUCCUGAUUACGUUUCUGGUCCGAGCGACAUUUCACCGACCGGGUUUGACGGAUCCAACGACGGCGAUAGGAAGUUAGAAUUGCGCAAAAGCAAGCGCGAUUCUAAUGACGCGUGGCAAGCGAUCGAUCUCGGUAACCGAGCGAAAUCUGUUCCCAUUUUCUUUAUGCCUGAAGCUAAGAGAGAGGUUGCCGAGCAAAUUUACAAUCGUUGGAUCAACUGA
Molecule: messenger RNA, 900 nt
Organism: Dinoponera quadriceps
Lineage: Eukaryota; Metazoa; Arthropoda; Insecta; Hymenoptera; Formicidae
Exons: 5
Coding region: 1-900 (299 amino acids)
Source: RefSeq, a predicted model, not a curated record